Molecule: messenger RNA, 1341 nt
Organism: Myodes glareolus (Bank vole)
Lineage: Eukaryota; Metazoa; Chordata; Mammalia; Rodentia; Cricetidae
Source: RefSeq, a predicted model, not a curated record
AUGGAGAAACAGAGUGACAGGAAGCUUAGCCAGACUCUACAAAAUGAUAAAAAUGCCCUCCUGAGUCAAAUAUCAGCCAAGGAUAGCGAACUGAAACUACUUGAGGAAGAAGUCACGAAAAUAAAUAUGUUAAACCAGCAGAUUCAAGAACUUUCCCGAGUUACCAAGCUGAAAGUGAUGGCAGAAGAAGAAAAAGAGGACUUAGAGAGAAGGUUAAUGAAUCAACUGGCAGAACUUAAUGGAAGCAUUGGGCAUUAUUAUAAGGAUGUUACAGAUGCCCAAAUUAAAAACGAGCAACUAGAAUCUGAGGUGCAGAACCUUAAAAAGUGCAUGAGUGACUUAGAAGAAGAAAAGCAGUAGUUGGUUAAGGAGAAAACCAAUGUGGAGUCAGAAAUACAGAAGGAGUAUUUAGAGAAGAUACAAGGUGCCCACAAAGGACCUGGCAAUAAAAGCCAUGCUAAGGAGCUCCAGGAGCUGCUGAAAGAAAAACAGCUCGAGGUAAAGCAGCUGCAGAGGGACUGCAUUAGGUACCAGGAGAGGAUCAGCACUCUGGAGAAGACAGUUAAGGCCUUCGAGCUUGUUCAGACUGAAUCCCAAAAGGAUCUGGACAUGACCAAAGGAAAUCUGGUGCGAGCAGUUGAUCAUCGCGAAAAGGCACAAGAGGAACUAGCUAGCUUCAAAGUGCUGCUAGAUGACACGCAAAGCGAAGCCGCGAGGGUGCAAGCCGACAACCUCUGACUGAAAAAGGAACUUCAGUCAAACAAAGAAGCUAUCAGAAGCCAGAUGAAACAGAAAGAUGAAGAUCUGGUGCGAAGACUGGAGAAAGUGGAAGAAAAACACCUGGACGAGAAGAAGAACAUGCAAGAGAAACUGGAUGCUUUGCACGGAGAAAAGGUCCGCAUGGAAGACACGCUUGCAGAGAUCCAGGUCACCCUGUCCCAGAAAGACAAAGCAAUGAAACAGCUACAGGAGAGCCUGGCCAGCACUGUGGCUCAGCUCGCAGCCUUUUCUAAGAGCAUGUCAUCCCUCCAGGAUGACCGUGACAAGGUGAUUGAGGAAGCCAAGAAAUGGGAGCGAAAGUUUGGUGAUGCCAUUCAAACCAAAGAAGAGAUCAGACUAAGUUUGCUGAAUGAACGGAAGACCCUGCAGCAGCAGUACUUACUGAGGAAUCAGGAGGUCACUGAGCUACGGCCACUGAAGGCUCAGCUCCAGGAGUAUCAAGAGCAGACAAAACCCAUGCAGGUGAUGGAGGAACUUAGCGGGAAAGCCUGGCCUGGCAGCAUGAGCUACAUCAGCUCAGAAUGGAAAAGAACACCUGGGAACUUCGUGAGAAGCAGAUGA